AUGAACCUCAACCCAAAAAGUAAAAGAUAUAAGAUCAAGAAAAACGCUAUAGCUAAGGAAUUGGAAGAAUGGGAACAAAAAUUAAACAAUAUCAGUAUUGAUCCUGCCAAAAUAUUUGUUGAAAAUCAAGUCGAUUUGGAGGGUCCACCUCAGGAUUUUGAAUUUAUCACGGAUUAUAAAGAAGGGGAGGGAAUUAGUAUUCCUCAGGAUCCAAUGAUUGGAUGUGAAUGUACCGAUUGUUACGACACCAGGAAACAGUGUUGUCCGUCGGGGUGCGGGACAGAUUUCGCGUAUUAUAAAAAUAAACGUGUCCGUGUGCAAAAAGGGACUCCAAUCUACGAGUGUAAUAAGCGGUGCAAAUGCGGACCUGAAUGUUCGAAUCGUGUGGUACAGAAUGGCUGUAGGUACAGGCUAUGUAUAUUCCGUACUGCUAAUGGUAGAGGAUGGGGUGUCAAGACAUUAGAUAAAAUUAAGAAAGGGAAUUUCGUUGUUGAAUAUGUUGGAGAAGUUAUCACAGCAGAAGAGGCAGAGAGGAGAGGCCAAGUUUACGAUGCUGAAGGGAUGACCUAUUUAUUUGACCUAGAUUAUAAUGAUGAUGACUGUCCUUUCACUGUUGAUGCAGGGUAUUAUGGGAAUGUUUCACAUUUCAUCAAUCACUCGUGUGAUCCCAACCUAGAAGUAUUUGCUGUGUGGAUUAAUACACUAGACCCACGAUUACCUCGUAUUUCACUGUUCGCUAAGAAAGAUAUCCAGAAAGGGGAGGAGUUAACCUUUGAUUAUAUGAUGACAGGUUCGUUCAUUUCAUUGUUUGUAUAA
Molecule: messenger RNA, 816 nt
Organism: Lottia gigantea (owl limpet)
Lineage: Eukaryota; Metazoa; Mollusca; Gastropoda; Lottiidae
Exons: 3
Coding region: 1-816 (271 amino acids)
Cellular component (GO): nucleus
Molecular function (GO): zinc ion binding; protein binding; histone H3K9 methyltransferase activity
Source: RefSeq, a predicted model, not a curated record